This is a messenger RNA of Penicillium brasilianum, 4092 nucleotides long. The record is from the annotation of a GenBank genome assembly. NCBI's taxonomy places the organism in Eukaryota, Fungi, Ascomycota, Eurotiomycetes, Eurotiales, Aspergillaceae.
GUCCUCGCCGCCUCACCGGCACUUGUUUGAUGUCCUACAUGUCUCAUCCACGGAGGCUGCGACAUGAGAGGCGAAUGUUAGAGACCAGAAAGACGUGGAGAUCUUGAAAACCGCCAUAAUUCUGGUGUGUGUUUCUCACGAUGGGCCGACAGGCUUACUUGAACCGCCUCGCUUUGGGGCGGUCACCAUACGAACUUCCAGAAAAUGCAACGGUGGAUCCUUCCAAUCCAGUGCGGAGGGUGUCCAGUGUAUAUUCGGAUAACUACAUGCAGCAGUAUGACGCUCGGGGCCAUCCGGUUAACCCAGAAUCCAAAGUUCUUGGGCGGGAACUCAGGCGAGCAAAAAACGAUAUUCUUUCUACGAUGGGGAUCGUCGUCAGUGGCGAGGACCGUAAUACCAGCCCUUCGGAUGAACAGCAAAAAAUCAACCAGAUCGCGACCGAGAAUGAUUUUGGCCUCGUGAUCACCACACUUGAUCAGCUAUUUGUGUUUUUCGGCACUUGGUGGUCCUCCUCUUUGACCGGAAGAAUCCAGACAUACAAACAUUAUACCCACGAUGCUCUGCUUGAUGUGAUUCGAUCAGAACGUGGGGCAACAGGCGUCCUCGGCUUCUACUUUGCUGGUAUACCUGCAUGGGCAGUGUCCAGUGGGCUAGCGAUAGCCCGAGAUAAUCCAUUGAAGCGUGUGUUUGCGACAGCCCGGGACUACUUGCUUGAUUUCAGAGGCAAUGACAAGCUCUCACUUGGAGCCCGGUCACUGUUCAUACUGACAUUCACGACGGUAAGGAGCACACUACUCCUUCUUUCUGUCGAGGCAUAUAUGUACUCGUUGCUUCAAACCCUCGCCCUUGUACCCCCAAACUCGACACCCAGCACUCAGCUUUUGAUUCCCUUCGGCGAGGAGUCUCUCAUACAGAUGCCAUCGCUACCUACUGACCUUUCUCUCGUAUCCAUCGGGGGAUUUAUCGUACGACUCUUGGCUUCCCCUGGAGUCUUGACUUUCCUCCAUGCUUUCUAUCUACGCCCAAAUCUCGAAGAACGAAUCUAUAGACUGAUCCGUCGCCAAUUGCCUAAGCCAAUGCUUGCAGAUGAGCUUUCGAUUCGGGUUGCGUAUGAUGAGAACCUCGUCGAUUGGGUUGUGCCCACUCUAGGGCGUCGUUCAGAGGAAGAGACCCGCCGCGCGCGACUUCCUCUGCUUGAAGAUAUCAAGUGUGAAUUAUCUGUUUUCCAGCAUUGGCUGUUCUCCUUUUUUGGCCUUUUGUCAAAACCGACCUUGGAGCAGCAAGCUCCCGAUAUCUUGAAUCAGGAGAGAAUACAGAAUCUUCGAAAUUCAAUUGAAUCUUUGCAGCAUGAGCUUGAAGAAGUCCAGCUUCGGAACAACCUUGCCGGAGAAACAUCUGAUGCAGCUUUGAGCAGGCUCUCCGGUGCGCUUGCUCGCACAACCGCGGUUGAUAUGACACGUCUUGACCUGCCAACGAUCGCAGAGGACGAUCAAAUGACAGAGGAGUUGGAACUGGGCAUCAAUCAAGUCCUCACAAACGAAAAUCGAAUCUCACAAUCUCCUGGAGAGAUGAGCAGCGAUUACUUCUCUGAAAUGGCAACGCUUGGUAGGACGAGUGCGCCCUCCCAAAACUCUAUAUCGCAAAGUCCUCCCAGCAAUGCUCAACUAGGGGAUAGCGCAAGUAGUGCAACGAGGGACCGACAUAGUUCUCGUGCUAAUACCCUGUUUUCUCGUCCAUCAUCUCCUGACACAUCACCGCCUACUUCGCCACGGGUUCGGGCCUCGUUGAUUCAUCAGAGCUCCGACAUUAUCACAAUGCAGCUAGAGCUUUUAGGCAACCGCAACCGCAAUGCCCAAAACCAGACUCCAACCGGCAAUUCGUCUCUUCCAAGGAUGGGUCGCGGGACCACAGGGCUGCGCCCUCCUUCAACCUCCAUGGAUCGAAGAUCAAUUGCUGAUUUCCUUGAAGCGCUGAUCUUGAGUCAAGCCCAGCAGCAGGCUUCACAAUCGCCGUUGUCAACAGAGCAUGAUGAGUUAUCGAACACGAACACCCAAGCAAGCAGUAUAAGUCCUCAAGAAAUGCCUGCCCUUGACCCUAUUCCCCCGAACCCAGCUCAACCGAGUACAACUUCCAACCAAACCCCUUCUGACCUUGUCGAAGAAACUGCGGCCUCAAAUAUACCUAAUUUUCUUCCAGAUGGGGUGGAAGUACCAGCCGAGGAGGAAGGCGAUGGGCAGCCAUUAUCACUUGUGGAAAAUACACAAAAUGCAGAAACCCGAGCGGCCCCCGUUGACCAACUCCCACCCAUUGGCUCUCGUAUCUCAGGGCAAGCAUUGACGCAUGGUCUGUCUGGCGCUCAUCGAGUUACCCUUCUCUCUGCCCACCCCGUGGAUUCGCUCGCGUCUCAUCUUGCCGCUUUCAUCAGCACCAUUAUUCUCUCGCCGAUAGAAUCCUUAUGUCUUCGAUCAUUGGCUCAUUCUUAUCUAACUUCGCAUCCUUCCGCGAUGGUCGGGGCAUCGGAUCUCCAUCCCGUUGGGUUAUGGUUUGGCGGCAACUCUGGGCCCGACAUUCUCGCGUACAGCGGUAGAAUGAUCCUCAUGCGAGGGAUGCAGGCUGCUCUCAGAGCAGGUGUUUGGGGAUUCUUGGUCGGCUCAACGAUGAGAAUUGGCCGAAAGUUUUGUGGUUGGGGGACGCUGUGAUAGCCAUGCUGGCCUAGGUUUGAAUGGUUUAUUUGGAAAUCUUGCAUUUUGUGGGGUGAGCAGUGAAUUUGUGUGCAUCGACAUUGGAUAGUCUACAUGGUUCAAGGCGGCGUACUAAAACUUGAGUCUGUCCAUCUAAACGUCGGGAAAGAAAAAAAGCGCUGCCCAGUCACCCGUAUUUGAUACAAUCAUCCAAUCUAACUCCCAAGUAUGAUCAAAUUGAUAGAUUACUUUGCCUUGCCCUUGCUCUUCUGUGCGGGAGCUUUUCUCCGUUCCCAGACCAUCAAGUAGCCCUCGCGUGUGAAUAGAGUCUCGCUCUCCGCACGCUUGACGAAUAGAUCUUGAAUCUCAAGCCACUCCGAGUUCCGUUGCUGUUGCUCUGAGCCACCGGUAUGGUUCGCGUUCUCCGCGGAUACAGCUUUGUCGUGCAACUGUACAAGCCAAGAGACCUUUUCAGUGGCUGCACCGGCUCCCGACGAGGAGCCACCAGCACCAGAGGCAGCGUUCACGCCCUUAUCGGCUGCAUCUUCGGUGGCACCAGGUGCAGCGAUCGAGGGGUCGAGGAUGAUGUUGGCAACGAGAUCGUAGAGAAUUGGCUCACUAGGUGGGCAGACAGAUGGGUUGGGCUCGACAUAUGGUGACAUGUCAAGGGAGCGCGGGGAGGGGAAAGUCACGAUAGUGGGAUUGCGCUCGCUAACGAAACGGUUCUUGCUGAAUCGUUUGAUAUGGAAGAAGAGGUAAGGCGGCAGGGGAUGGAGGAGGCGAUGUCGGACACGAUGCGCCAUCUUUUCGGAUGCCUCGCGGCCGUUAUACUUGUUCAGUAGAGUAGUUAGGGGCACCUGUGGAAUGAUAGAUUCCCGGUUCGCUGAUUGGAAAAGUGGUGUGGGAGGAAGGUCGAGAGUGAGGAUUUGGAAGGGCGUGACUUGGCUUUUGAUGUCACCAGAUUCCGUGAAGACGAGGCGGGCAUUUUGGGUAUCGGAGUGUGCGGUAAUAGCCUGACUUUCGAUCCGAAGCCGACCCUGGAAAGCAGCUUGGAUGACACUUGUGGGAUUAGAUGACGGUUUCUUGGAACCACCCAGAGAAAGAUGGAGGUUGUUCAGGAACCACGAUAGGAAGUCCACAGGGUCGGACUGUUGGCUGAGGGUAAAACGCUUCGAUGACCGCAAGGCGAUCUCUUGUAGCAGUUCGUGCGGCGAAACAUGGGACCUGAAUGCCUUUGGAUUCCAGAGCUUGCGUACUAAAGUACUGAAGCGAAGAGCGAGCUCGGGGGUUCCAGGUGUGGGGAAUUGGUGAAGAAGGAAGAAAUUUCGGAUGGGAUGAACGUGUGCCAAAAGCUGGACGACAACAUUCAGGUAGUCAUUGGCCUUGAUGUUGUUCAUACCAACGAAUCCUG